AAGAAGAUAUGGCAGUUGGGUCAGCCAUAACAAGCGAAGGCGGGCAAUAUAAUGGCAAGAUGACCCCCUUUGUCGUCCUUUCUUGCAUGAUUGCUGCCAUGGGGGGCCUUAUCUUUGGCUACGAUAUUGGAGUUUCAGGUGGAGUGACAUCUAUGGAGCCUUUUCUCGAGAAGUUCUUCAGAGAGGUGUACACUAAGAUGAGAGAAGACACCAGAAUUAGCAACUACUGCAAAUUUGAUAGUCAGCUGCUGACCUCCUUCACAUCCUCACUCUAUAUCGCUGGUCUCGUUGCUUCCUUGUUUGCCUCAUCAGUCACAAGAACAUAUGGGCGCAAGCCAUCGAUUCUGUUAGGAGGCGCUGCAUUCCUUGCUGGUUCAGCCCUUGGUGGUGCAGCUUUUAAUGUGUAUAUGCUUAUUUUUGGUCGCAUAUUGCUUGGAAUCGGGGUUGGUUUUGCCAACCAGUCAGUCCCUUUGUAUCUCUCAGAAAUGGCACCACCAAACUGCAGAGGAGCAAUGAACAUUGGGUUCCAACUCUGCGCUGGCAUAGGUGUCCUAUCAUCCAACCUCAUCAACUUUGGCACUGAGAAGAUUAAAGGUGGUUGGGGUUGGCGAAUCUCUCUAGCCAUGGCCGCAGUCCCAGCCUCAAUCCUCACACUAGGUGCACUAUUUCUUCCCGAGACACCCAACAGCCUAAUCCAGAACAGCAACAACCACGAAAAGGCCAAACUAAUGCUGCAACGUGUCAGAGGCACCAAUGAUGUCGAUGCAGAACUCGACGACCUCCUGAGAGCAAGUGCCAUAUCAAAGUCCAUUAACCACCCAUUCAAGAAAAUCAUACAGAGAAAGUAUAGGCCCCAACUUGUGAUGGCAAUUGCAAUUCCAUUUUUCCAACAAGUAACCGGCAUAAACGUUAUCUCCUUCUAUGCUCCCGUACUAUUUCGAACAAUUGGACUAGGAGAAAGUGCGUCACUUCUGUCCUCGGCUAUGAUUAUUGGGGUUGUGGGCACUGCCUCAACCUUCAUAUCUAUGCUCAUAGUGGACAAAGUUGGCCGAAGAGCUUUGUUCAUGAUUGGGGGUGUUCAGAUGUUCCUCUCACAAAUCAUGGUUGGUGGCCUCAUUGCAGCUCAGCUAGGAGAUUAUGGAGGGAUGAGCAAAAGGUAUGUAAGUUUGGUUAUAGUUUUCGUAUGUAUUUAUGUGGCCGGGUUUGCUUGGUCUUGGGGGCCGCUAGGAUGGUUGGUUCCAAGCGAGAUUUUCCCCUUGGAGAUUCGGUCUGUCGGGCAAAGUAUUACAGUGGCAGUCAACUUUCUCUUCACUUUUAUGGUUGCUCAAGCUUUUCUUACUAUGCUUUGCCACUUCAAAUCUGGCAUUUUUUUCUUCUUUGGGGGAUGGGUGGUAGUGAUGUCAGUAUUUGUGUAUUUGUUGUUGCCGGAGACUAAGAAUAUGCCGAUUGAGCAUAUGGAUAGAGUGUGGAGGGAGCAUUGGUUUUGGAAGAGAAUUGUUGGGGAAGGGAAUGAAGAUAGAAAGAGGGAGAUCAUACAGUGACAUGUUUGCUGGCCUCUUUGCACUUGCAAUAAACAUCAUUCAAUAUUUCAUCAGGAAAGUUAUUUGUGGUCUGAGAACAUAGUAAUCCUAUUUUUGCUAGUUU
Juglans regia (Persian walnut) is the source of this 1644-nucleotide messenger RNA. Its product is annotated as hexose carrier protein HEX6-like. The coding region runs from base 9 to 1541 and encodes 510 amino acids. Gene Ontology annotation, molecular function: monosaccharide transmembrane transporter activity. Gene Ontology annotation, cellular component: membrane. The record is from RefSeq and is a predicted model, not a curated record. Lineage: Eukaryota; Viridiplantae; Streptophyta; Magnoliopsida; Fagales; Juglandaceae. Gene Ontology annotation, biological process: monosaccharide transmembrane transport. The transcript is spliced from 3 exons.